This is a messenger RNA of Neurospora tetraspora, 2096 nucleotides long. RefSeq lists its product as uncharacterized. Gene Ontology annotation, biological process: regulation of transcription by RNA polymerase II. The transcript has 2 exons. Lineage: Eukaryota; Fungi; Ascomycota; Sordariomycetes; Sordariales; Sordariaceae. Bases 465 to 2096 code for a protein of 543 amino acids. The record is from RefSeq and is a predicted model, not a curated record. Gene Ontology annotation, molecular function: DNA-binding transcription factor activity, RNA polymerase II-specific; zinc ion binding.
CCAACAGAGUCCUUCAUUAGAGGUACGAAAAAGCCGAAGACCGGCACCAUUUCGUAAUCAUUUCAGACGUGUCGGUCUCGCGAGGAUGAUAACCUAAUUGCCGGAGGAUGAUCCAACCGUGUCCUGUGGCUGUUUCUAGCGGUCUUCUAGAAGCUUUUGCCCGUUGGUUGCGUCCAGCAGCACAGUGGCAGCUCAACUUCAGCCCUACGCAAAUUGCCGUGCACUGAUAGCCUGUUUGCCGUUGGGGCUUGCACGGCUUGCAACAAGCGAGCUCAGCUGUGACUUGCUUUGUCAUCAGCAGCUUCAUCGGACCAUCGCUGAGACUUUGGACUGUCAAACUGUCUGAUCAGCAGCAAGAUGAUUGUUAUGCGACUUCAUCUGAAUGCAAUCACACAUAUGUCAUCUUGGUGAAAGAUUAGGCGAUUCAGACGACUUACAAGUUGACCCACCCUCACAUACCCAAAAUGACGGACUCGCCGUCUGCGAUUGGUCCGAUACGGCGUGCACAUCGAAAGAGUCGAACGGGUUGUACGGCGUGUAAGGCCCGGAAGAUCAAGUGCGACGAGCAUCACCCUUCAUGCAUCAAUUGCAUCUCCCACGGGCUGCAAUGCCCGUUCCUGUCGAUGAAAGCCAACCUGCCGCCUAGACCCAGGCCACAGUCUCAAACAGCAAGUCCGGUCACCCAGUCCCAGUUCCAAUCACCAUCACCGGUGUCACCACCACGACAACCAUCACCACCACCACCGAGCAUUCCCACCAACCCCAGCUAUCACCCCAUUUCAGGCGUUAACAACCCAAUUGAAAACAAUGACGACGACCCCCUUCCAACGCUCCACCUCCUCCUCCUCCACAACUUCACCUCCUCCACCUACCUAACCCUAACCACCGACCCCACCGUCGCCAACUUCUGGCGCACCUCCGUCGUCAACCUCGCCUUCUCCCUCUCCUCAUCAUCCCCAUCUUCCUCCUACCUCCUACGCGUCCUCCUCUCCGUCUCCGCCCUGCACUUGGCCUUCCAGCAAUCAUGCCCCCAGAAACGGGAUUUCUACACCGCUCAGGGCAUCCUCUUGCAUCAAAAGGCGACCAGAGAGGCAAUGAGGAGGAUGUUACCUGUGAUAGAAAAGGAGGAGGAUGAGCUCGGCUUGUAUCUGUUUGCGAAUUUGACCAUUUAUGUGGCGCUGGCGAGCCCGAGGGGGAGAAGGGGGGAUGGGAGGGUAUAUGUUUUGGAUAGGCCUCGUGGGGAGGUGGAAGGGGAGGCGUGGCCUGGAUCGGGCAGGGGGUCUGGUGCUAGAGCAGGAGUGGCAACGGUCGGAGGAGAACCCUCAAAAGGACUUAACUUCCCCGAUUGGGCCUUCCUAGUCAACGGCCCCAAGUCGCUCAGCAACUUUAUUAUGAACAAUGAAGCGCAUCGAGAGUUUCUGAAGCCGUUCCUGGCGUAUGGAGGGAGGAGGUGGAAGGAGGCGAGGGGCGAGUCGUCAACUUCAUGUUCCUCCAGUGCCGCACCGUCGAAGACUGGGACACCGACACCAUUUGCCUGUACGCCAACCGAACAGAAAAGAGUGACUGAAAAUGGGAGGAGUGGGAUACCGAAGCCCGUCGGACCGCUGUCUCAUCUCCGCGAGCUCAUCAGCAGAGACACCACCAACCCUCACCUUCAGACUUACCUUUUCGCCAUCGACGAACUGGAACUGUCGCUCACGCACCUGACAUCUUCUUCUCCCACCUCCCCCACAUCCACGGCCACGUCCUCACCCAACACCAUCACCACAACCGCCCCAAACCUCACCACAUGCGCCGCCGACGACUCCUCCAACCCCAAUAAUCCCAACCCAAAUACACAAGGAGGUGACGUCCUAGACGCAAUGCUCUGGCUCUGGGCCGUCUCCGACUCGCUCGUUCCCCUCUUGAAAAUCCCAACCCAAGAAGCCGUCGCAAUCUUUGCGCACUUUGGCAUCUUGCUCAAGCACCAUGAGCGACAGUGGUGGUUGCAAGGAUGGGGAGACCAUUUGAUUUUGAGAGCGAAGGAUAUCUUGGACGAGGAACAUCGGGGGUGGAUUAGCUGGCCGUUGGGAGUGUUGGAAGGAGACGGAGCGUGA